GUAUGCUCAGAUCAUCCCAAGCAUCCAAGAACACACAAGUAUAUCCCCAGAACCAUUAAACUAAUCGACAAUUCUUAUGAACACGACCUCAAAAAUCUUUAUAAACUAAUUACACUAUAAACAGAAACCACCUUCAUCUACAUCACUACAAUCAUAACCCAUAUGAAACUAUCAAUGGCAUCCAUUAAAACUCUCCUCUGUGUCACAUUCAUAUCCUUAUCCAUAAUCCAAUUAGCAGUCUCAACCGAUCCCGACAUCCUAACCGACUAUGUCCUACCACCAAACACAACCGUAACCGAUCCAAACUAUUUCACAUUCACGGGGCUCCGAACACUCGUGGAUGCAACCUAUCCAAUUGCUUUUACAGCAAUUAAAGUAACCCAAAACGAAUUCCCAGGUUUAAUGGGCCAAAGUGUGUCCUAUGCUAUUCUCGAGUUCCCAAUCGGGUCUAUCAACCCGCUCCAUAUCCACCCGCGGGCUACUGAGCUUUUGUUUGUGAUUGCAGGCUCGUUACAAGUCGGGUUUGUUGAUACCUCCAACAAGCUUUUUACUCAGAAGCUUGUGACUGGUGACAUGUUUGUGUUCCCUAAAGGACUUGUGCAUUUUCAGUACAAUUCUAAUGCAACUGAACCUGCUUUGGCUGUUUCGGCUUUUGGGAGUGCAAAUGCAGGGACACAGUCGAUUGCGAAUAGUGUUUUUAAUAGUACGAUUUAUGAGGGGAUUUUGGCUCAAUCGUUUAAUACUAGUGCAGAUAUUGUUGAAACGAUUGAGUCUGGCCUCAAGGGGUGAUUGGUGAGGUGUUGAUAAGUUUCUAGUUUCUUUUGGUGAGAUUGUUGCUUGAUAUUUGAAAAUAAUUGUUGAUAUUGAUUCAACUUUACAGAACUGUUUGUAGAGUUUUGCUUUUUGAUAGGAUUGUUGAUUGAAAUUUGAAGGUGUGUAUUGACAUUAAAAAUCUAUGAUACAGAAAUUGAAUGAUA
Messenger RNA from Lactuca sativa (garden lettuce), 977 nucleotides. RefSeq names its product germin-like protein 9-3. NCBI's taxonomy places the organism in Eukaryota, Viridiplantae, Streptophyta, Magnoliopsida, Asterales, Asteraceae. Gene Ontology annotation, molecular function: manganese ion binding. The record is from RefSeq and is a predicted model, not a curated record.